Molecule: messenger RNA, 903 nt
Organism: Adineta steineri
Lineage: Eukaryota; Metazoa; Rotifera; Eurotatoria; Adinetida; Adinetidae
Source: the annotation of a GenBank genome assembly
AUGGCUAAUUCAGCAGAAUUAUCAAUAGCUGCGAAAUGGAUUCAACAAUCUUCGUCGAUAUUAAUCGCUGCCGGUGCAGGUUUAUCAGCUUCAGCAAUUAAUCCACAAUAUGGUGUUGGUCUUGAUUAUACAUCUGUAGGAGCAUUUCGUCGUCUUUAUCCUCGUAUGACUCAAGUAUCGUCAAUGCGAUGUAUGUACGACGCCAUUGGUAAACAUGAUUGGUCUCCAGAAUUAAUGUGGGGUUACCUAUUUACACAUGUCAAUAUAUGUCGCUACAAUUGGGGUGCAACAUCUGUUUAUCAAGAUCUUAAACAGAUCUUAUCGAAUAAAUCAAUUGAUUCAUUUGUUGUAACAACAAAUGCUGAUGGAAUGUUUGAACAAAAUAAAUUUGAUAUGACUCGUUUUCUAAGUACACAAGGUGAUUAUUCCAUUCUUCAAUGUUUAAAACCAUGUUCACGUCAAUCUGUAUAUGAUGCUCGUCCAUUUAUUGACCGUGGCUUACCUCAUGUUGAUCCACAAACAAUGGAAGUACCAUCGCAAUAUGUUCCAAAAUGUCCAAACUGUGGUGGACGAAUGUUUUUCUGUGUACGCGGUGGUAAUUGGUUCAUUGAAUCAGCUUUUGAUGCUCAACGAAAGCGUUAUCAUGAUUUUAUUCAUCGAGCAAUUCAUAAAAAAACUGAACUAUUUACAAUUAUUGAAAUUGGUGUAGGUUUUAAUACACCAAGUGUACUUCGUUGGCCUAUGGAUCAAUUAGUUAGUGAGUUUCCAAAUGUACGACUUAUUCGUAUAAAUAUGCAUGCACCCGAUGUACCUGAUCAUGCUCGAAAAGAAAAGCGAGCAAUUGGAUUUGAUGGAGAUGCAGCAAAAAUUAUUGAACAAUUGAAAAUUAUAAGUACAUCAUGA